AUGGGCGUAAUCCGGAAGAAGACCGCCACGCGCGGUACGGACGGUGGUACUAAAUACCAUUGCGAUGUCUGCUCUGUCGACAUCACGUCGACGGUUCGGAUAUCAUGCGCCCACCCGUCCUGUCCUGAAUACGACCUAUGCGUGCCUUGUUUUGCGGCUGGCGAAUCUUCCAAGACCCAUGACCCUCGAACACAUCCAUUCCACGUCAUUGAGCAGAAUUCGGUACCAAUAUACACAGAAGAUUGGGGUGCCGAUGAAGAGCUUCUCUUGCUUGAGGGAGCUGAAAUCUACGGUCUAGGUUCUUGGGCCGAUAUUGCGGACCAUAUAGGAGGCUAUCGUUCGAAAGAGGAGGUGCGCGAUCACUAUAUCGAUACGUACAUCAAUAGUCCAAACUUUCCUUUACCAGCUCGCGCCGAUCCAGAAGAUAGGACGCUUCAAGAUGAGAUAUCCAAAGAAGAGUUCCAAGCUCGCAAGAAGCGGCGCAUCGAAGAGCGCAAGGAAGCCGCUAAAGCUGCACCACCUGCUACACCAAAACAGAAACCAACUGCCAGUGUUCCUUCAUGUCACGAAGUGCAGGGUUACAUGCCGGGACGUCUUGAGUUUGAGACCGAGUUUUGUAACGAGGCAGAAGAAGCUGUGCAACAUAUGCAAUUUGAACCAGGAAAUGGUCUCAAUGCAAACGGGGAAAUGGAACCUGAGAUGGAACUGAAGAUGACCGUGAUGGAAAUCUACAAUUCGCGAUUGACACAGCGAACGGAAAGAAAGAAGAUCCUAUUUGAGCACAAUCUACUUGAAUAUCGCAAGAAUAUUGCUCAGGAGAAGAAGCGAACAAAAGAAGAGAAGGAAGUGUUGAACAAGGCGAAACCUUUCGCUCGCAUGAUGAACCACGAAGACUUUGAGGAAUUUAGUAAAGGUCUUGAGUAUGAGCACAAUUUGCGAUUGGCGAUAGCACAACUACAAGAAUGGCGCCAGUACGGCAUCACCGACCUGAAGAGUGGGGAGAAGUAUGAGCAAGAAAAGCAGCAGAGAGCUCAAAGAGCCAUUCCACAAGGCUCGUUUGAUCGGUUUGCUACAUCCACUCGUCCUUCGAAACAGGUCCAACAGCCCGAGGGACCGUCUCAAGCAAGCUUGCUCACUACCCCGGAACUACCGUUACGAUUCCAAAAAACUGCGAAGCCUGCGGCACCCGAAGCCAAUCCACCACUUAAUGAUUUCGAUCUCGCCUUUGCCGCUAAUGGCGACGGAUUAAGUACUCCUCAACCAGCAACGAAGACGAAAUACGUCGUGCAACCAGUGAGUGGGAUUAACCCAUGGAAAUUAGAGAAUGAGGGCGCACCCGAUCUUCAUCUUUUGACCAAAGAGGAAGUCGAGCUUUGCAAUUCGGUCCAUGUGCAACCCAAACCGUACCUAGUCAUUAAAGAAGCUCUGUUGAAAGAAGCAAUGAAGCAAAAUGGCACGCUGAAGAAGAAAGAUGCUCGAACUAUCUGCAAGAUCGACGCUGCAAAAGCAGGGCGAAUAUUCGACUUCAUGGUACACAGCGGUUGGAUCAUCAAGGGUUGA
Molecule: messenger RNA, 1560 nt
Organism: Talaromyces marneffei
Lineage: Eukaryota; Fungi; Ascomycota; Eurotiomycetes; Eurotiales; Trichocomaceae
Exons: 3
Coding region: 1-1560 (519 amino acids)
Biological process (GO): chromatin remodeling; regulation of transcription by RNA polymerase II
Cellular component (GO): SAGA-type complex; nucleus
Molecular function (GO): protein binding; zinc ion binding; chromatin binding
Source: RefSeq, a predicted model, not a curated record